Molecule: messenger RNA, 12403 nt
Organism: Drosophila willistoni
Lineage: Eukaryota; Metazoa; Arthropoda; Insecta; Diptera; Drosophilidae
Product: mucin-19
Exons: 11
Coding region: 6-11552 (3848 amino acids)
Source: RefSeq, a predicted model, not a curated record
UCAAAAUGUAUCUCAUACAGACUGUUCAGACCAGUUGGCGGCCUCAAUUGCCAUUGCCCAAAGAGCUACAGCUCAACGACGAAGAAAAGGAUACUAAAAUAAUAACGACAACAACUCAAGCAGAUAUACACAACGAACAGGAGGAUCAGGAUCUAGAAAUGGAUCGUUUAAGGAGCAAUCAACAUCAUCAACAGCAGCAGCAGCAUCAUCAGCAGGGUCUGGGCGGCUCACAUCAACAGUUGACUAGCAAACAGAAAUGGUCAUUUGGACGAUUAUUUCGUAAUAAUAAUAAGAAAAAGGAAGCUGAAAUUUCCGCCUCAUCCAGUGAGGAGGAUCGCAAGGCGGGCUUUCAGCCCAAUCAACGACAAAGUGCUGGCAACAAAUCUAAGACGAAACAAGGUAAAAGUUCACGCAACUCGAAUAAUGCGUCCAGUCAGAGGCAGCAAAUGGGCUUCGAUCACAUUGUAAUGCCCCAUCGAAUGAUGGAGCAACAGGUGGAUAAUGAGUUCUUUUUACCAUUGGAAAUGGUUGAACCACCACCACAACAUCAUCAUACACAACAACAACAGCAGCAACAACACCAAGAGCCAUAUUAUCAAAAUCAACCAAGUCAAUAUUAUCCACGUUCUAGCAAUUCAUUGGAUCGAAGAAUGCUAAUGCCAAUAGCGCCACCGUCGCAACAUAAAUCAAGAUCAGCUCAAAGAGGUGGAGCAAAUGGUGGUCGCUCUAGUGAAGAGGAAAUGAUUUCCUUAAAUUCCUCAACCUUUUCAAAAUACCGCAGCGACGAGAGUAUACAUAGUGGCGGGCAAGCUCUUAUGCCAGGUGGCUCAAUAGGCUCAACAUCUGGCCAAAGUCGACGAAGUCGAGCGGCACGCAAUGAACGUUAUUACAAACGUUUAUCCCGCGAUGGUGAACAAAGUCAUGGUGGUGUACCCACCAUGCCGCCCCCACAACAACAACAACAGCAACGCUAUAAGACACAACCCUUACCAUUGUCGAUCUAUCAGCCACAGCAAUCCUCAGGAGGUUAUGUACAAUGGCAACCAAGUCAGGGUCACACACAGACAAAGCCAUUGCAAAACUCCAUGCAAAAUGACAAUAAACGCAGCAUUAGCUAUGAUAGUCAUAUGCAUUUACAGAAUAUCAAUGGUCGUAUGCAUAGUAAACCUUUGCCACCACCACCACCUCCACGGGAUCCUCUGCGACGAGUGCCCACACAGAUGGGUUCAAGUUCUGGGGAUUUGAGACCCGUUUCGAUGUAUUCAUUUGAUCAUGGCGGCGGUGGUCGUUGUGUGUCCGAUGAUCGCAUUUGGCAGCCACCGCACUAUCAAUCGGUGCACUCUCUCAACUCUCAGCCAGCCAGUCAGACCUCAUCGAUAGUCAGUGCUCCAACUGGAGGUGGUCAUCGACGGUUUAUCACCAGAUCGGAACGUAAAGCUCAACCGGGUAAACAGUCAUUACCGAAUGGCAUUGAUUUUCAUUAUAUAGCCGAUGCUACGCCACGUUCUCGCAAACCCAUACACAUGAUGGAUAUGGAACGUAUGAAUCACAAAGACGAGAUACCAGCCUCUAGUGGCAUAUUGAGAACUUCCAAAAGUGGUUUGGCGGCGGCACCAGCACCAGCUGCUGCUCUACCCAUAGCGAAACCACGUUCUAUAUCCAGUUCGAGAUUGAGUGAUUAUGCCAAUUGUAAUAUGCCCAUGUAUUCCGAAGUACAAAAACCAAAAAGAAUGAUCAACAACAAUAACAGUAGCAGUCAGGAUAAUGUUAUAUGCGGUAGCUUACACAUCAAACCGAAUCCAAAUGAUACAAAUCGUUCCGAAAACUAUGUGGAGAUACGUCAUAAGACCAACUCUAUGCCACAUCAACAGCAGCAACAGCGUAGAUCUGGUGAUAAAUAUGAGGAAUAUAUUGCCGAAAAGCGGGAACAACAUCAACAGAAACAACCAUCACAACAGAUCUAUAAGGAACGAAAUCAAAGUCUUCCAACAGCAGCACCCAUAUACUUUCCACGCAAAAAGCCAGCCAAUUUGGAGGAGGCGAUCAAUGAACUGGAGGCAAUUUAUAAAUCUCUGGGCCUGACCGAACCCAAAGAGGAGCAAGUGGGUGUAGUGGGAAUCGGAGUGGGAGUGGGAACAGUAGCAGAGAAGCCUGCGCGUAUACCAACGCCCAGUGACUUUGAAAAGUUUGCUUUGGCCCAUGCUGAUGAUUAUGAUGAUGAUGGUGAUUCACCGGCCGGUGAACCAGAUCCCAUACGUGAUGAUGUGGCUUAUAGAAAUCUUCAAUUGGCCAAUUUACACAAUCGUUCGGCGGUGGAAAAGCAAUUGCCAUUCGGUAUACCUCUGGGUCCUAUUGUGCCAGCUCCGCAAUCAGAUUAUUUGCAUGUUGAAGGAUUGCCACACGUCCUGAAGCAGAAGCCAAAGAAAAGCGGUUCACCCGAUAUAGUUAAAGAUGAUUUGGCUGUGCGUGCAUUGCGUAAAGAUCCCCCGGGACCCAAAUCCACAUUCAAUUAUCCCAUGCAAAAGAAACAGCGAGCCAUACGAACUCAAUCGGCCAAUAUAUACAAUUUGAUACAGAGAGAUGCAGCCAAACCAUCUGGCGGAGAUUUAAGUAGCUACAUGGAGCUCAGUCGCAACAUUGAGAGGGCAGGCAGUAUGACUAAUUUGCAGCAAACAAGUGAUAUACCAGCCACAUUGGAUCUACUAAGGAAAUUGAAGGCUCAGGAAGAGGAACUAAAUAUGGUGAAGAAAGUGCCUUUCCGUCAUCCUAGUCUGGGCGGGGCCAUUGCUCAAUUGCCGGAACGUUUGGCCAAAGAUGAACCGUCGGGCAAAUUGCCCUAUCAACCAGUGCCAGCACCACGUAAAAGUCUAACACCCGAACCUAUUCUGGAGGAUGCCCUGAAUAAGAUUGCUCAAGAUGCUCAGGCAAGUAGCAUUAAAUUGAGCCACGAAUUGAAUGAGUUGCGCAAGGAGGCUCUCAUUACAGCGGCCAGGCCAAAAUUGAAUGCGGAACAGCAGAAGCUAGAGGAGGAUCUCGAACAGAUUGAGGCAGUAUCCGAGGCGGCCAAGAGAUGUGGUCAAAUGUUGCUUGAUACGCUGCCAGAUGCCAAUGAGAAGGACGAACAUCCAAAUCAACAACAAGAGAAGCCAUCACGUAAACUUCACAAGGAGGGUAAACUGAUACGAGCCAUCGAUGAAGUGUCCGAGGCAGCAAAUGCUGUAUGUGAGAAGAUCCUUAAAGAUAUUGUGACCACAGAGCCGCCAGUUGUGGUCCAUGAGGCAGUUCAGGUGAAGCAGCCUACAACAAUGGCGGCAGGACAGGAUCAACAGCAAUUGGUGAUGCCGAAUCUUAUCAAGAAACUGGAUCCAAUACAAUCGGAUAAGAUUGAACAUAUUGCCAGGCGUUGUAUGCGACAAUUAAGUGAAUUGGCCAAUAAUCCGGACUAUGAUAAUCUCUCACCAGCAGCAACAGCAACAGCAACAGCAACAACAACAACAGCCUGUAAAGAUGCAGCCCAAAGCAACAACAAACAAGCACCAACAAUUGAUGCAAAUAAUGUUUAUACCGUUGCAGAGAUUACGGGUGCAGGAGUCGGAGUAGGAGGAGGUGGCGUUAGAGGUGGAGUUGUAGGACGUACAACUCUCGAAGAGAUUGAUCACAUAAUGCAAGAAUGCGAACGUCAGGCGAAAAGUCAACAAACAACAGGCAACAGCUCUUCCAUAUCCACCGAUGAUCAACGCACCACAGCACCAAGCAUGACCAGUGGAAGCGGCAGCGGUCCAAAUAAUGUGAGCACCACCGCCAGUUCAUUUAGCUCGAGCAGCGAUUGUUUGGCCAAAUCAUCGUCGAGCCCCUCAAACGCCAGUCGUCCCAUGUCCUCGAGCAUAACGUCUUUCAAUCCGUAUUCAUCGAGUGAUUAUAUUAAAUCACAGAGCAGCGAUUAUCAAGCACCCAGCACUUCAGAUCCAAUCAAAACAUUUAGCACCACAUCAUACGAUAAAGAGACAACGCCAAAUCAAACCACAAUUAGCACUAUAACCACAACCACCAGUAAUAGCAACAGCACCACCAAUAAUUUCGAUUCAAUUGAAGAUCAAACUGCGGCCAAAACAGAGCCGGCUUCUUCUCCCCUGCAAUUGACGCCGAAAAGUGAAAGAAAAUCAAAGGAUGGUGAAAGGGCAUCGUCGGGAGCAUCAUCAUCGCCAUCGCAAUAUAAUUCUAGUGAAGAAUUGGCUGCCAUAUUUGGCAUUGAAGAGAAACCGAAACGUCAUCUACCAGCACCACCAACAACAACUACAACAACAGAAACCAUUGCGGCCUCAAGUGACUUAUCCUUAGAAUCUGCCACUGCCAAAACUACUAGCUGCCAGCAGGUUGAACCGCCGCAACACAUUUCCGACGAUUCAAAUUCUCAGCGUAUAUCAUCAUCUUCAUCAGCGGCAGCAACAACAACAACAGCAACAUCUUCUUCGUAUCGUGGCCAACAUCCUCAUUUUUAUCACCAUACAACGCCAGCCUAUUAUACAGAUCUACAAUUGCGCAUACACACACCGAAUGUGACCGAUGCUGGAGUCCUGAAUGAGAAUUAUCAAAGUGUCUAUCGAACGCCUAGCACACAGUUGACAGAGAAGCGUACAUUUCCCAAAACGACAACAGCCACUGUGGCGCCGCCACCCAUUGGCAAUAGCAACCACCAGCAGCAGCAACCAUCAUUUUUUCGUGGCGACACUGCGUCCAUAGACAGUACAAGGCGUCGGCGACGUCACGGCAGCGAGGAGGGACGUUGCUACAAAUUCUCUCAGGGAUCUGUGAGCCCUAUAAAAAAAGGUGAACAACAACAACCAUUGCUAGAUGAAAAUUCACAUAUAAUUACGAAUUCAAAUCAAAAUCAAUCACCACAACCACCCAGUAGUAAUUCCCCCGUAGUAAAGCAGGCUAGUCAUCAUCAAACAGUAGCAACUCCAGCAGCAGCAGCAGCAUCAGCAACGUCAACAGCAUCAACAAACACUAGCGGACGACAUAGUCGUCAUAGUCAACAACGGUUCUAUAAUCGCUCUAAGCGAGCGGUGCGUGUGCGCAGUGAAUCGCGUCCCAUUAGCGCCUUGUAUGAUAUAAUAUGCAAAGAGAAGGGCCUAGAAGCCAGCAGCACCAGCAGCAGCAGCCACAGCAGCAACAACAACAGCAGCAACAGCGACAGCAACGACGGGGAGGAGGAGAAGCAGCAGCAACAGCAGCAAUCGAGCAAAGUGGCCAUAGCAAACGACACACUGGCGACCUUUUGGCCUUUGCAUCACCAUUAUCAUACGCCCCCAAUGAGUGGCAAUAGCUUGGGCGGCAGCAGCAGCAAUAGCAGCGGCAGCAGCAAUAAGCAGGAACAGCCACUACCAACAUCAUUAUCUAGUCAAGAAAUUGACUUAGAUCCUUCAACCAGUAAUGAUUCCCUAUUGGCUUUGCAUUCUAGUCACAAAGUUACCAAUCUAAAGGCAGCUUCAUUGCCGCCACAAAAUGAUAUAUCACAAUCUAGUGCCGCCAAUCAAAAGCGUUUGAUGGCCUUGCAUCAGCAGCAACACCUUCAACAUCAACAUGAAAAGCAUAACCAUCAACAACAUCGUUCAACAAAGAGCCAGGAGCCAUCAAUCGAAGUCGCUCCACCAUCAAAUGGCCAGGCGAAUUAUGGUCAACCAUUUAGCAUGGAUCGCCUCUUUGUAACGCCACCCAGCAUAGCCAUGUCGCAAGUGAAGCGACAUCUCGCUAAACAUGCCCAGAAAGAUCGUCAAGAAGCUGCUAAAACUAAGGCUGACGAUAUUCCGCCGCCCCCACAUGGUGAUGAUGGUGGAAAUGAUGAUCAUCAUAAUGUUGAACAUUUCGAUCAAGGAGCUGUUUUUGACACUUUGGCACGUUGGCAACAAGAGUUGAGCUCUGCCAGCGAGAAGCCAUCUAAAGAAGAACAGCUAUCUGCUAAUGGACAUAGUCAUAAUUUAAAUCAGCAUGAAACUGAACUAGAUAUUGAACCAGAACAUCAUUCAUCAUUGCCUAUAGUAGAACCUCAAUUGUAUCAUCAAAAUCAUCCGAAUCAUCAGAAUCAUCAUCAGCAACAUCAGGCCACCAAUGCGCGCAGAUUCAUAACGCGUUCAACACGUUCAGCGAGUCGUCAAAGUGCUGGCCACUCAUCGCCGCCACCAUCGGGAGCAACAUCCAUAGCCGGUGCCAAUUAUUAUCAUUGUAGCGACUCCUCAGAUAGUUCGCCAUCACCCACAAGAAGACGUAACCAGCAGCAACAGGCAUCAAUUGAUCAACAAUCCUCGGCCAAUGGAAAUAGUUCGGCUUAUGAAACGGCAGCCACCUCUGUGAUGACACACGGUCCAGCAGCAACAGCAGCACCAGCACCAUCAAUACCAGUUCCUUCCCAACAGCAACAGUCGUCAGCAUCGAUUCCUCUUGUUCCCGCUGCUACGACUAAUACAGCUGAAGUUGUUCCUAAGACGGUGCAUCCAUUGGAUAAAUUGGUUGCUUUACGUCCUCAUCCUUCUCCAGCUCCAGCAUCUUCAGCCGGCGGCGCACCUAACAAAUGCAGCAUUAAUUGCACUUACAACAACAACAACAGCAGCAGCAGCAACAGCAGCAACAAUAAUAACUACAACAACAGCAACAGCAGCUAUAAUAACAACGCCACGCCCAUGCCGCCCUUAACUAAUGCCAACAAAGCGCCGAUAAUUGUGCUUAAAGCAGCAUCAGCAGCAACAGCUCAGCCAACGGCAGCAGCAGCAACAUCGUCUGCAGCGGCAGCAGCUGCAUUAGCAACAUCAAUAACACCAGCAACAUCUUCACCAUCAAAGCGUCGCAAGAAUCCUUUGUCACCUUUACGUCUGGGGGGUCCAAGUCCUUUAUUAGGAGGAAGUGGUGGUGGCUCAUCCUCAUCGGCGACAACAUCGCCUCAAACAUCGCCAGCUGUGCGCACAACCAAGGCCAGCCGUUUGAGGGCAGCAGCGCUUGACAAGAAAAAAGAGGAAGUACGCGAAUUACGUCAACGUUAUAGUUCACCCAGUUCGCCACGUACCAUUGCUGUUGCUUCUGUUACUGCAUCUAAUCGUCGCCUUAGUAGCUCCGAACUAUCCCCCAAAUUAAAUCAAAGCGGUUUCAAUUCAGAGCCAUUAGCAUCAGUUGCCACGGUACGUCAUCAAUCUCGGGCCUGUUCCCAGCCCACGGAUACUCCACCCACACAACGACGUCAGAAUUUGGUAGCUGUGGGCUCUGGCCUAACGAUGAAACAAAAUCUCAGUGAAUUGCAUUUUACUGGAGCAGCAGGAGGAGGAUCAGCAGCAGCAUCAGCAGCAAAUACAUCACAAAAACCAUUAGCUGAAUGCACACUGCGCAUGCGUCCGCGUAGUUCCACCAUGUGUAAUGACAAAAUUUUGCCUGGUGGUGAGGAUGGUAGCAUAAGCAGCAAACCAAGUGAUAAUUUAACCAAUAUACAAUUGAGUCCUGUUGAAAGGAAUAAACGAACACCGGAGGUCUCACCACGUCGUUUAGGGGAUCGCGAUAAAUCAUCGAAACGUAAAUCAAAUUUAAAUCGUUCUUUAACUGAGGAAGCCACCAAGGAUGGCGAUGAUUUGUCAAAUGCAACAAAUGCUGCGGCAAACCGACGACGUCGUCGCCGCGAAUUGGGCCAGGCGCGACCUUUGUUGCCUCCUGAUGAUGAUGUCCUACGUGAUUUGUUACUUCAAUCGCCCAUGAAGGGCUCUUGCAGUGAAUCGACAACAACAACGAAUACCUCCCGUUCAGAAUCCCAGCGAACUAUGACGCAACUACCUGGCAUUAGGAGUCAUCCAGAAGUGCCAGUGCGCACCAUGACAGCGGUUUUGCCCUGCCCCAGGCCACUACAUGCUAGCACAUUGCGUGGACAAAAAUUGAAUGAACGAACUAAAACGGAAUUGGCUGAGAUUAAGAAGAUUGCCGAAAUGGCAGCAGCAACAACAACAGCACCAAUACAAGAGAAAACACCCAUGUCACCCAUACUGAGACGCAAGAGCACCGAUGAUCAACAGAUUAUAGCAGCUCCUUUGGGUCACUUGCAGACCUCACCACCGGCACCCAAUCAAAUUGUAUCGAUACUUAAGAAAAAGGAGCAUGCCUUUGGCGAAUGCAAUUCGAGCAACUCAAGCAAUGCCUCUCCGGUGACAUUCUCAUCCAGUGUCAUGGAUCCACCGCUGGCAACUGGGCGCAGUAAACGUCAGGGUAUACUUAAAAAGCGAUCCAGUUUGGACGAAUCGCGUUACUAUUCCCGUUCCCAUUCACCCGAUGAGCGUAGCAUUUUAAUUAAAUCCGCACGUCGCAACUCUCUCGAAGAAUCAGGCACUGGACUACAGAACACAGGUGGCCAGGGCCAUGGACACGGACAUGGUCAUGGGCAUGGUCAUAGUCAUGGUCAUGGUCAUAGUCAUGGCAUACUUAAACAAAGUAGUUACGAUAGCAGUAAAAGUGAUGGUUGCCCAUCCGCCACAGAAUGCCAGCCUCAUAGUAUACUAAAGAAAAAGGAUUCACUAUCCACACCAUCGGAUGGUGGAUGCCACAAGCAUGUAUCCAUUUCUCAGGCAGUGAUUUUAGCUGCCGCUGAAUUGGCUGCCCACGAUGGUUGUUUGACCACUGGCGGAGGCGGAGGGGGCGAAGAUAUCGAUGAACACGAGAUACGUCCCAUACUCAAACAGGAAAGCACAUCCAGUGAGGAAGCAGUGCGUCCACCGAAACCCAUUUUGAAAAAGAAAUCAUUCGGCGAAGCGGAUGAACAUGAAAUACGUCCCAUCCUAAAGAGCUCGCGCAAAAGUAGCCGUGAGGAAUUCGAUUUGAAUCUAACUCUGGGUCAGAGUCAGGAUAAUGGUGAUAUUCAGCGACCCAUUCUGAAAACCGAAUCGCCCUCUAAGCGACGUUCAUUAGGUUCAAAUUUACAUGAACUGGACUUGGAGACAACAUCGUCAUCGUCCUCGUCAUCGAUGCUAAAGCGACGUACACGUUCCCUGGAGCGACAUGAUGCCGGUUCACCAGUAAUGGAUUUAGCUGCCGCACUCGAUGCCAUUGCCACAUCGCAGACGCCAGUUGAUUUUGUGACCACACCGGCCAGCAUGUCAGUGGCUGAACGAGUUAAGCAUAUGGAAAUGCUAUCGACAACAACAACAAAUUCAACACCAACAUCACGCUCUGUUGGCGGCAUCAAUAGCAUUUGGGAUACACCAUCAAGCCGAAUUCCGAAUGCCAAUGAGGCAGGUGUCGGCCCCAGGCUGCUAAAACCCAGUGUAUUGCGUAGAGAUUUGCAAAGGGAGAGAUACAAGACCCAGCCGGUGACCAGUGAGGAGAAGAGCUUCUUCAAAGCCAACUCCACACCCUUUGACAUCUCGGCCUCAUCGGCCUUUAAGCCCACCAAGCCGCUGGACAUACGCCUAACAUCAACGUCAGCCGUGCAACAGCCGUUAAUUUCGCCGAUCACUGGACAACCGCUAAGUCACGUGCCAGCCCCCUUGCUGCUCUCCUCGUCAGCACAUUCAGCAGGAGCAGCAGCUGGAGCUGCUGGACCUGGUGUUGCUGCAACAUCGUUUCGCUUGGCUCGUAGCUCUACACAGCCAUUGCAAUCACCACGUGUCGUUCAUUUGGCCUCACAGGGCCAGGGUCAGGCUGGUGCUGGAGCUGGUGGUAAUAAACCCUCUGCCCAAUCAACGUUGUUGCGACAACAUUCAAUCAACGAUAGCUUCAGUUUGAGUGAACAGCUCACUCUCUCUUUAGGCAACGAUAGUGAGAAUAUCUUUGAGAUGUCUGGCGUAGAUGAUGAUUCGGCCAUACAAUCGCUUGGCGAUGAAGCUGCUCAGGCAAAAGCUACAGCAACAUCAGCAGCAGCAUCCACAGCAGCAACUACAACGACUACUUUAACCAAUCAAUCAUCAACACCAACGACCACCAGUGGCCUAACACGUAGCAAUAGUGUUCGAGCCCGUGCCAAUAUGUUCCAGCAGUUGCAACAACAGGAACAAACGCGCAAUCGCCGAGACUCUCAUGGUGGAGGUGGAGGCAGUGGAGAACCUCAGCAACAGCAACAACAGCGGUCAACCAUUGCCAACCGUCAAGCAGUACGUCAAUCGACACCGCCGCCAGCGAGUAAUACGCAGGGAUCACCAACGCAUGAUGAGACCAGCACGCCAAAUACAACACAUGAUGCGGAAUUUGAACCCUCAUCUUUAUCGCUGGCCGAACGUUUGGCAUUCUUCACCAGCCUCUGCGAUACUGGGAGCGGCGGCGGCGGCAUCGGCAGUUGUCGCACUAGCAGCUAUUCAAAAAGUCCACCCAUGGAUCGCACACCGCGUAGCAGCACAACAGUCAGCAGUGCAAGUGUCACGCCCACACCCAUGGAAUGUUCACCCCUGUUGCAGGAGGAUCAUCCUAUCCAACCUUACCAGCCCAGGAGUUUGACAUUGGAGAGCAUAAACGAGCACAAUUCACAAAAUAGCAGCAAUCUUUUCCAUGCCCUAAGUCGUUCAGCCACAGAGCCAACAGCGGUCCUUUGUGAUCAGCAACAGUCGGAUCCACAAAUGUUGCCAGGAGCAGUGUCAUCUAUCACAAAAAUCAAAAUACGCACCGUGGGUAAACUGAUUAUGCCGGUUACGUUUAUGGGUGAUCGGAAUAAUAACAAUAAUGCCACAAUUAACCAUCACAAUUCAAGCAAGGCAUGUCUGGGUCGCCUGCAGACACUCGAAGAGGUUAAAAUCUCAAUGGGUGUGCGUACCAUAGGAAAAAUCAAGUCCCCAUUUAUCGAACAGCAGCAGCAGCAGCAGCAUUCGAUACUUCUAACGAAUGGUGGUGGCUCCUCAUCGAAUCAAAGUGAUUCCGAUUCAGGCAAAGAGAACUGUGCCUCAAAUGAGCAAAAAGAUAAGACCUCACCUCAAAAGGUAUCCGAAAUGCGUCGCAAGAUAACCCGGCUAGUGCAACAGCAACAGCUGCCACAAGCCCAGCCAGUGCAGCGGCGACACACCACAGAGAUAACUACCAGAAACAACACUGGCAGCAGCAGCACCAACAGCAACAACAAUCGUUCAUCACUUGUGGAUGAACGUUAUGCCAAAUAUUUUGGUUGCAAGGAUAGCUUUAAGAACACAACAGUACUGAAAACGGAAUCCAUGCCACUGCCAUCAACACUAGCAACACCAACACCACAGGAACAGCAACAGCAACAGCAACAGCAGCAGCAGCAAAACCCUCAGGCAGAGGCCACAAAUGAAUAUGUACGUUUGCCCACCGUUAGUGUGGGUAAACGUCGUGAACUAUUGAAACGUACCCGUCCCAUGUCCUUUGAGUCAUCGAUAUACACACCAACUAAUGGCGCCGGCAACAUCAUUUGCGGUGGCGGCAGCUUUAGUCCCACUGCCAUGCCCAGUCCCAAGAGAGCUCAUUCGCCCGGCAAUCGCAUUAAGGCCAUGAUAUCCUGCUAUGAUGAUAUCAUUGUUACACCAGCUGAACUCAAUGCAGCUGGCAAGGAGUUUCAUCGCCUUUGCGAAGAGUCUUCGGUGGGCUAAAAAGAUUUUUUAAAAAAACCGAAAGAAAAACCCGAAACCCUUUCCAAAAAAAAAAAACAAAAGUAAACAAAAAGAAGUAGGAAAAAAUUGUACAUUUUGGCUAUAUCGAAACAAAAUUUCACAAAUUUUUUUCAAAUUACGUUUCAAAACGAUUCUCUUUCCUCCUCCUUACCAUCCCUGCCUACCUUCCUCCCUACCUUCCUCCCUGCCUCCAUCUUUUACCAACUUUCUUGUGGCCCGCCUAAGGCAAAUGCUCAGUGUGAUAGAUGCGUUUCGCCUCACACAAAAACGAAAUUUUCACCCACAAAUCAUUAUCCAAACGAAACGAAGAAAACAACAACAACAACUACUACUACUAUAUAUUUACUAAUAAAAAGAGUUAUUAUCUAAAAAAAAAAAAAAAAAACGACCCAAGCAAAACAAAAAAAAAAAUAGAACGAGAAAAAACAUACAAUUUAGGCUUGUAAAGGAUAAUUUUUUUUUUUUUUUAAUCUUAUAUUAUCUAUGAUUAUUAUUGAUUUCAGCCAGAUUUAAUGCCAGUUAUAUAUAUAUAUACAAAAACAAAAGAAAAACGAAAAAUAAUUUAACAAUUUGUGCUUGGGCUUAAAUAUAUAAUUUAUAUCAUUUUAUAGGAUGGAUUUGAAUGGAUGGGAAAAAUGGAAAAGAACGAAUUGUACCUUAAAAGGCCUUAUGUUUAUUAUUAUUAUGAUUAUUAUUAUUAUUAUUAAAAUUAUUAUUAUUAUUAUCAUUAUUGCUUAUAUUUAAAGGCGAAUUGUUAAAAAAAAAAAAGAAAACGAGAGAAGAAAGCCCCAAAUAAGAAAUAAAACUCAAGAAAGAUGUGCUAAAUAAAA